AUGUCCGAAAGCAUGGGGCCUGGUGAAGCUUUUCCAGCAUUCGAUUCCGAAGUUGCUGUGGAGUCGUCCGACAGCUCCGUUGAGGGUCAGCCUAUCCAACGGCGCCAUCGUCGCAAUCGAGCGUCAGUCACUCAGGACGACCUCGAGCAGUUUCGUGCGGGAUACUUGGGCGUUAGCCGCGAAACUCUGCGCGACAUCCAGGCUCAACGAGAAGCACAGGAGCAGCUUCCAGCCCUGGAUGCAGCAUUAGCCAAUCUGACGAUGUCGACUCCAAACAACGGGAGCACACCCGCUACAGGCACCGACUCUAGUCCCGGCUUCGCCAACCUUUUCGAUAACAGCACUCCGAGCAUGUCUAACGUUCCGCGGCCGAACCACAUCCCGCUUCCACCUAGCCCGGCGGGCAGUCAGAACGGCGCCACCGGGGGAAUGGCAGGAAUGGCGACAGGAAUGCCAAUGAAUGCAGGUCAAGAAAUGGAUCUCAACUAUGUUUACCAAAUGAUCACGGAGUUGAGCGAAGUUCUCGCGCACAAUCGUGACACCACAAAAAAUAUCAUCCGGGCCAGUGAAGAACUUGCUAGGCGUGCUGCUGCUGAAGGAACCGCUCCCAAUCUGCAGCAGGUUAACGGAGAGAUUGCUUCCGCUCGCAUCGCUGAUCUCGAGAAUGAAGUUGCCAAGCAGAAACGUGUCAUCGAUAUACUUAAAUACGAACAGAUGGAAAAUAUGAAGUUGAUUGGUGAAUACGAAACCGCUGUUGGGACCAUGACCGAACAGAUUCGCAACUAUUGCUGCAACGUCAAUGAUCACUUCCUCGCUCAGAAGCGCCGCUACAAUGACCUCCUUCAAGAGGAAAAGGACGCCCAUCUCCAGAGCCGUUUGGAGCGCGACUACUGGCAUUCUCAGACUUUGCGAUGUGCUGAGAUGAUCCGCACUGCUUAUCGCCUUCGCUGCGAGGAGGAAGUGCUCCCCAUUCGAAUCGUUGCGGGACUUCAGAACGAAGUGCGCGCCCUUCGUAACGCACUGGGUCUGGACCCUGAAAAUACUGAAGAAGAAUAUGGCUGGGAAAUUCUCAAGGAUGCUCCACCUGGCGUCGAUUAG
Coccidioides posadasii C735 delta SOWgp is the source of this 1098-nucleotide messenger RNA. RefSeq lists its product as uncharacterized. NCBI's taxonomy places the organism in Eukaryota, Fungi, Ascomycota, Eurotiomycetes, Onygenales, Onygenaceae. The record is from RefSeq and is a predicted model, not a curated record.